CUAUUGAAGUUAGAUCAGUUGUAAACUUAACAAAUUUCCUUGGAUAUUUUAUACCCAAAUUAGCUAAGCGUAUUGCUCCUUUGAUGGGCUAGCUGAAAGGUAAAAAAUCAUGGUUACACAACAUAAUGUAACUCCCAAAAUAGUUGAAUUCGUUGGACCAUUUCUACGAGCAAUACAAGGAUUUAGUUAUGGAUCACACAUAUUUUACAUAAGUCUCCAGAUUGAUAUCGCUAAAGGUACUGGAACUUAUAGUGACUUCUUUUAGAAAGAUGGUUUUUGCUACCAUUUUCAGUAUAUUGGGUACAGGUUUCUUUCGGUUAUUUAUUAUGGUAAAUCAAAGAAUUAUAAGAUCCUUGCUACCUUUUCUUGUUGAUGAACACAAAAAGUACGUUGUCAACCCCAGAAUUUCCACCUAGGAGUUAAUUCAGGAUUUUGUUUCCAAAUUAACUACCCAGUUGGAAAAUGAGAGUGACAACCAAUCAAAGUCGACAUUCCUUUAGGGAACUAAUGGUCACGCUUAUUUUAACGCCUUCAUGAACCUAUUGAUAG
Spathaspora passalidarum NRRL Y-27907 is the source of this 549-nucleotide messenger RNA. RefSeq lists its product as uncharacterized. The record is from RefSeq and is a predicted model, not a curated record. The transcript has a single exon. The coding region runs from base 110 to 265 and encodes 51 amino acids. Lineage: Eukaryota; Fungi; Ascomycota; Pichiomycetes; Serinales; Debaryomycetaceae.